CAAAACACUAUAUUGGUGGUGGUGAAUUGGUGUGACGAGGGAGCGGGGGCAGCUCACCGUCCUCUCUGAGAACGCAACUCACAUUACACCUCCUCUUUCCCGGGUAGGAAUGAGACCUAUGUUUGCGGAGCUGGGAUGACCUCAAUAUUUUGAACCGUGUUGCUUGUUUUAGUGGUGGCUAGGGUCCUCUCUCACACACAAACAAAACACCACACAUCAUCUUUGCCGUUUGUAAACCAGCGAACAGCGCAGACAGGUUUUUCUCUGCAAAAGGCUGUCUUGCAGACUACACUCGAGAAGAGUUACGGAGUGGAGUCUACGUUUUGGACCCCCUACGACUUUGGUGUAUAGAAAACACAUUCUAAAAAGAGGAGCAGUGCAAUCAGUCGUGAAUCUCGGAUAUGUCGGGGGUGAAAAUAUUCAACCUUGUUGUUGGAGUUGUUUUAGUUUUGCAGUCUCUUGGAAAUGCGUUUCAAGUGCCUGGAGGAGACCUGACAAACGGGGUCUCCUACUCCUACCUGCAGGGGCAGCCGCUGGCUGAGGAGGACGUGGCAGUGGAUGUGAAGUUGUACAGUCACCGGUGGAGGAGGUGGCUGUCCCCAGAACAACCACAUAACAUGGACAAUAACAGGGCCAGCCAGGACCAGGAUCAGCAGGACCAAGACCAGAGUCAAGACCAGCCUGAGGGGAACUUCCCAGGCCUGCUCUCAGCAGAGGACAGCCAGGACACUGACAACAGCUCCCAGAUAGAGGAGGACACAGAUCACAACUACUACACAUCAAAGACCUACGGCCCCACGGACCCCAUGAGCAAGGACUUGUGGGUAAACGUUGACCAGAUGGACAAGGAGAAGGUGAAGAUCCAUGGCAUUUUGUCCAACACUCACAGGCAAGCUGCGAGAGUCAAUCUAUCCUUCGAUUUCCCCUUUUAUGGACAUUUUCUGCGUGAUCUCACCGUGGCAACUGGUGGGUUCAUCUACACGGGUGAUGUGGUCCACAGGAUGCUGACGGCCACCCAGUACAUCGCCCCCCUCAUGGCCAACUUUGAUCCCAGUGUCUCCAGGAACUCAACCGUCAUCUACUUUGACAAUGGCACUGCUCUGGUAGUCCAGUGGGACCAUGUCCACCUGCAGGACAGCUACAACCUGGGCAGCUUCACCUUCCAGGCCACACUGCACAGCGACGGCAGGAUCGUCUUCGCCUACAAAGAGAUCCCCAUCGAGGUGGCCCAGAUCAGCUCUGUCAAUCACCCGGUGAAGGUGGGCCUCUCCGAUGCCUUUGUGGUGGUCCACAGGAUCCAACAGAUUCCCAAUGUUCGUAGGAGAACGAUCUAUGAGUACCAUCGCGUGGAGCUGGCGAAGACCAAAAUCACCAACUCCACAGCAGUGGAAAUGAUGCCUUUACCGACAUGUCUCCAGUUCACCAGCUGUGGCAGCUGCAUCUCCUCCCAGAUCAACUUCAACUGCAGCUGGUGCCACCGCCUUCGCAGGUGUUCCAGUGGGUUCGACCGCCAUCGCCAGGACUGGGUGGAUAACAGCUGUCCCGAUGAGACCAAGGACAAAAGCUGUGAUAUCAUCAACACCACACAACUCUAUCCGUUCACCACCAUGUUAGUUGCCAAGACAACAGGCCGGAGCAGAGGAGAGACCACCACAGCCGGAGCCUCUUUGUCUACGUCCCUCUCCCCGACCAGCGUCCCCACUGAAGAUGACACCAAGAUUGCUCUGCAUCUCAAAGACAAUGGAGCGAUGCCAAAGGAGAGUUCUGCAGAACGGAAGGGCACACACCCACUGCACACUGGACUGAUCCUGGGCAUCCUCAUGGUCAUGCUCAUCAUGGCUGCCACAGUCCUGGUCACCGUCUACAUCUACCAUCACCCCACCUCGGCCGCAAGCCUAUUCUUCAUCGAGAGACGUCCCAGCAGGUGGCCGGCCAUGAAGUUCCGCCGAGGGUCCGGUCACCCAGCCUAUGCGGAGGUGGAGCCCGUGGGCCAGGAGAAAGAGGGCUUCAUCGAGUCUGAGCAGUGCUAAAGGGCAUCCCCCCCACCACACACACACACACACCCCGCCGUGCCGCUCUCCCCCCUCCCGUAAUUGCCCCCUUGCGCCUGCUCCACAGGCACUGACACACCAGUAUUGCCCCAGAAACAGGCCUUCCGAAUCUGCCAUACCCAUGGCGACUGAUUGACGCGGGUCUCUUGUUUUGUUGAUUAAAACACUCACUGUCAAGAUUGUAAACUUAAAUUAGAAAAUUGUGGAGGUGUUAAUUUGAAAAACCCACACUCUUGUUGGUUGUUGAAGAGUGGGCCUUGUGUUUGGUGGACUACCAUGGUGGACUACCACCUUCAACCCAAGCUUGUCCAACAGAGAGCUGAUCUGAGAGCUUAGGGAGGGUCACUGCCAGAGGGACUGUGCUGUAGGUAAACCUUGAAAACUGAUCUCAAGUCAGCUCUUCAUCCAAGUUCUCAAAGUCUCAUACUCGUGCUGGUUGAAGUGACUGACUGACUGACUUGUUGGGGACAGAGGAAAAGUAGCCACGUUUGUACCUGGUGCUAACAUGCGUCCUUUGUCCAGAUCUUGUCCACAUUUUGAUCGUGCCAACAUUUUAAGACAUGUGUAGAUGAUUAAAAGACACAUUGUGAUCUGAUUGUGAUCAGAUCUUCCUGACCACCUCCGGAGGUAGUCAGGCACGCAUUGUGUCUGGAUAUCAAUUAAGUGUAAACAGAUGUGGAUGGUCAAAACCAUUUGAAUCAUCAUAAUACCAGCCUUUAAAAUAAUUGACAGGUAUGAAAAUUGACUUAGGAGCUUCAGUACCUGUCUUAAAACAAAUCAUCCAUAUUAUUUUAAAGAAUAUCUGUCAAAUAAUUUGCAUACAGGGAGGCAUGAGCUAAUCUGGUCACAAUGCAGGCACAGUGGACAGAUAAGAGACACAUUUUAAUACUAUGUGUGGAGGCGAAAAAACCUUGAUCAGAUAGUGACUGGAUCAUAUUGAUCAGAUCACGAAACUCACGUGUUAGCACAAGGUGUAAACUAGGCUAUUGAAUGGGUUGUACAGAGUAACUGUGAUGCAUUGGGGGAGUAGGUGGAAUUAUACAAUAUAUUUUUCAGAAACAAUACUGAGUAUAUGAACAGAGAUCUCGACUUUAAAUGUUGGUGAGGUUAUAUAGACUUUACAUCCUUUUGGGAUUUUGCAAAUGUACUUUUUUCGUAUUUUGUUUCUGUUGCUUUUUUUUUACUUGGGUUUUCUCAUAAUCAGUGUGGGGGGUUUUGUCUUGCUUCCCACUACCACAAUAAGGCGUCUUUACCAUAGCUUACUCCAUAGUGUGGUUCAAUAGUGUGAUAUGCUCUUGCUACUGCCACUCAUCCCACCAAGGAGUAGCAGUCUGCAAGUCUGGAAAUGUUCAGUUCUGUCUCUUUUGAUCAGCUCUGGCAUCUCUUUUUUUUUUCAUUUUGUCAAAGAUUGUGUGGUUUUUGCUUACUGACAAAACCUCUGUUUUCCACGAUGGGGUGAUGGGAACACUCUUCUCUUGUCAUUGGUUUGAUUCCUCCCUCAUUAACAUAUGUUGUUGUUAUUCUUUUACAGUGAUUUCAGUACUGCCGUGCCAUUGUUUCCUUGACUGGAGUCUGCUCAAACAUUUUUUUGCACAAAAGGUUUUUCCAUGCACAUAUAUCUUUAGUUCAUUUGACUUGUGGUACUAAUGCAAAAUUGCAAGACAGGCGCUUGUGACUGUGUGCGGUUGUGUGUAUGCAUGGUCUAUAUGUGAGUGAGUGAGUGAGUGAGUGAGUGAGUGAGUGAGUGAGUGAGUGAGUGAGUGAGUGAGUGAGUGAGUGAGUGAGUGAGUGAGUGAGUGUUUGUGUGCGUGUUGUGUUUGUGUGAUUAGAUAUCCACCUGCUUGAAGGUGGGUGAGUUUGAGCUGGUUCUGUGUAAUUGAUGCUGAUUGGUUGACCUGAGGUACAUUAACAAGAUGUUAUGAGACGCGUUGGCGAUACAUUAAAAAACGUACCUGGCAUGAGUUUGCCUGGGUUUUGAAUUGUGGUAUACAGUGUGGUUUUCAAUAGCAGUUUGACCUGCUGCUGUUUGAACCUGAAGAAGAAUCUAAAUUGUACAGGACUGGAGGAUUCGUGUUAUAUGGAGUGAGAUAUCUGCCGAAACGUUAAACGAACGUAAUGUUAGAGUCAAAAAUACAUUUUUUGGGGAGAUCUCUAACCUCCAUAAUGUUCCAAGUCAAUAUGAAUGGAUGACUAGUACAUGCCAUUUAAACCUAGCAUAGCAAUGUAUAUACAUGGGCCUACACCUUUGUAGAUUGACUCUCAAAACAUUUGCAGAUUCGGGUUAUUACUGAAAAAGCAUACAUAUGAUAUAUUAUAUUACUAUUUUGUUUUUCAUUUUGAGUGGCCUUCUCAAUUUUUUUUUUUUUUUUUUUUUUCAAAUGUGAAUUAAUGUAUCAAUCAUUGCAUAACUGCUGUUGCUGGUCGAUAUAACGGACAAGGCUUUCAUACAUUGAUCAAAUCAAACAAAAUGAUGAUUUUUGUUUCUUCAUACUUAUGAUUUGUAUACUGUACCAAGACCGACCGAACAAAUACAAUGGAAUGUAUUUCACCGUCAAUUGUAGAUUGAGCUGGGAAAUAUGCCUUGGGUUACAAUGGUACAUACACACGGUACUAUUUAGAAUGACAAAUAAAUAGAUUAUACAAAAUA
Molecule: messenger RNA, 4698 nt
Organism: Oncorhynchus keta (chum salmon)
Lineage: Eukaryota; Metazoa; Chordata; Actinopteri; Salmoniformes; Salmonidae
Gene: plxdc2b
Product: plexin domain containing 2b
Exons: 14
Coding region: 402-2030 (542 amino acids)
Source: RefSeq, a predicted model, not a curated record